UUAACGGAGGCUAACGAAGGUUAACGGAGGCUAACGGAGGCUAACGGAGGCUAACGGAGGCCAACGGAGGGUAUUACUAAACAUACAGUUGAGCCUUGUAGAAGAAAUCGAAAAGGUUGGUUGCCUUUCACAGUUUCACUGCUUUAUCUUGUCGUGGAGCUUGGCGAUAGAAUCAGCCAGCCGGAUUCAGCCACCCGUUUCUGCACGAGCCGAUGAUGCAGGAGCUAUGGAAGAAGACUACAAGAGCACUGGCACAGAGAACUGGCAAAGCUGAGUACUCUGUCGAGUACAGCUGCAUUGUACUGCCUGGUGCUAACUAAAUGCGGCUGAGUACUACUGAGCACAUAGCCAGGACUGACAGGCGAUACUAUGUGCUACCUACGACUUCUGAGACCUGUUAAGUGCUGUGGAGAUAACUACUUAAGUCUUUCUGAGUUCUUCUUCUCUGGUUGCUUGUACUGCUGAGUGCUGCUGAGCUCUGCUGACAAAUACCCAGGACUGCUGAGUACUCUGGGUACUGCUGAGUGCUUCUUAGCUCUGCUGACAAGCACUUAGGACCUCUGGACAGCACUCAGAGUUGGCCACACUUGAGAGCACUCUUUGGGUACUGCUGAGGACGAAGUAGUGGCUUUAGUGCUGCUGGGGGUAACGCUAAAAAAUGGCCAAGCUGAGCACUCUUUGCUGAGGGUAACGCUAAAAAAUGGCCAAGCUGAGCACUCUUUGCUGAGUACUAGGGGUAGUGCUAUGUACUACUGCUGAGCAAUGCUUCUAAGUAUUGAUUUUGACUACUGCUGCCAAGGAUCGCUGCUCAACUACUGGGAGGAAUGCGGUGGAUUACUACUACUUGGCGGUGGUGAAGCUGAGUACUCCGGAGUUCGUGCUUCUUAGUACUGGCGAAGCGGAGUGUUGCUGAGCGCUGAGCACUUGAUUUGUUUGCCCGUUUGAGUUUCGUUGUUGCUUUGCCUCUUAGCGUCUAAGUGCCAAUGGGUGGACGAGAAGGAUUACGCUAUCCUUUGACCGCAGUCCCUUUGGCCGGUCUGUGUUUCUUGUGAGAGAAGGGUCACGAGAGUGCUAGCUUGGCACAGUGUGAACACUGCCCUCUUCCCUCGUGUGAGGGAAGAAAGGCAUGUGUUCUUUAUAGGGUGGCACGCUGGGAGGAGGAGGGUGGGUCAAAGGGUAGGGUCGACUCGCGUUUCAGGGCGAGAUGGAUGCGCAAAAGGCCCUUUCCGUGCAGGAAUGGGAGCAAAUUCUUAUAGACUUCGGUGCUAGGGAGAAGUCCCGACGACGAUGGUUGACCGUGUAUCCUCCGCCGAUGCUUUUCGAAAACGCGUUGAAUGUGAUAGCUCGCGAAAAGGACUUGCAGUUGAAAUCCUUAGCACUGUGCCUUUUGGAAGAGUAUGGGGAGAUCCUAGUCGGUCCAAAUCCCUCUGCUGCGCUCAAUCGGGUCGUCGACAUUCUUCUAGCGGUUGUUGGCGUGUCUGUCGAUGGCUCGUUUGUGACUUAUGUAUUCAAGGGGCAAGUCCUCGUGACGUUCACGUCGCUUGCCAUUCAAUUGGAGAUCGCGAGAUCGAAUCCUCUGAAGCUACAGUCCCUGGUGGAGGUACUGUUGGCCAUCAUCAGCAGAGUCAAUCAGGGGCAAGACAGGCAUGUUCGCGGCGUUGCUUGUGAAUGCCUUAGGGAGCUGGAACUCGCAUAUCCGUGCUUGCUUCAUAACUGCAUUGGCCACAUUCACAUCUUUUGCCAGAGUGAAAAAACUCAUGUGAUCCAGUCUUACAUUCUCCUUCUCACUACUAUCCUCCAACAUGUGUCUGCAUGCCUCUGUGUGCUCCCGACUGCACCUUCUACCGCCGGGAACUCGGCGGCGGCGUCUUCUCGAGCUAGUCGUUCUUCGGAUUGGCCGCCCCUUUCGCUCAGUUCUUCAAUCUCCCUGUGGCUGCAAGCGGCCUCGUCCGUGAAGGCACAGGCUGCAUCCGAUGCAGGAGAUGGCCUUCACAGCCAAAGCCGGCCGUUGUUGUCCAUGCAAACGCCUCUGCUUCCCUUCACGCUUCCUAGCUUUCUGCUGACGUUCUGCAAUGCCGACAAACUAUGUGCGCAGAACAGGUCAAAGGGGGCAGUCUAUGGCUCUGAAAGGCAGCAGGUUGCAGGACCGGAAGUGCUGGGGUCGGUUGGGUCUGUCUCGGGAAAGAGCACCGACUCCCAAUCGAGGUCGUCCUUACAACGCACUCCAGGGCCACGUAAGGCGGCGGUCAGUAUGACGCCUUCCCAAUCUGGCAGGUUUAGUGAUGCGGGAGAAGUGGAUGUGUCAGGCAGAGCAGGGAUUGCUGCCGAAAACGCUCCAGCUUCCUCCGCGGACACCACUGCUUCUGCACCAGCUGUCAGCACCAGCAGCAUCCCUGUUUGUGAGCUGUCUCCGUCGAUGUGGAAAGAGUCUUCCCGUGUUGUGUCUUUCGUCUUGGAGAGCCUGCACCGCCUAACUCCGUGCAGUGUCCUUGAGCUUGCUAUGUUGCUUUCUUCUACGGUCGUUGCGCUGGACAUAAGGUUCAGUCACAUCAAGCACCAUCUCCUUCCCAUCCUUGAUGUGCACGAUCCCGCGUUGUGCCACGCCCUCUUGUUACUGCACGUGCGAUUGCCUGACGCUUUCGAUGGAGGUGAUCUUGCCCAGCUGCUGAAAUGGAUCUUCCUUCUCUCUAAGGACGCCGCACUCCCUCUCGUUUUCCGUUUGCUCAGCAUUCACUGGUUGGCAGGCUCUCAACUGCACUCUUCUUUCCUCCCUCUCCUCUUGCAACAGCAGCAGCAGCAGCAGCUGCAACAACAACAGCAGCAGGAAAUGUCCUCUGCCGGCACUGCAGCGAACACCACUGCACUCUCUUGUCUCAAGGUCUGUGUUAAGGGCCUCUACCCUUCGCUGUUCGACCCGUUAUCGCUGAAGGCGAUCUGCCUUGAAAUGCUGGCCUACUGCAUACCUUACCUCAUGGAAGUGAUUGCAACUGCACCGACGCAGCAGGAUGGGCAGAAGCAUCCAGCUUGCAAGCUCCUAGCCGAAUCGCUCUCCUCUGUGGCUGGAUACCAGCUUGCCGCGCACGGUUCGCUUGAGGAGCACAUCAUGCUGCGCACUCUGCAUCGCGUCCUGUCGGCAACCUGUCCUGUAUCUGAGAACUGUUUGCAGAAGUCGGGAUCUCGACCUGGACCACUGUUGGCCCCAAUCCCUUCUCCUCAAGCAGAGGCCAAGCGUUGGGACUCGCAUUGCGGCUCUCCAGAGCUCAGGUUGGUCCUCUUCCGUGCCGUGAAGGACAUUCUCGUGUCGACGAGCCUUAAAAUUUUGAGAGCGGUACCUGGUGUUCUAGACUUUGUGAGGAGACUGUCCAUAUGCGCGCUCCAUCGCAAGGCAGGCGAUAUGCUUCUGUGGAGAAUCCAAACAGACUUGCUGCCGGAUUUGCAGGCGAAUCGCGCAUUGCCGGCCUAUUUUCCGUUCAUGGAGAAACUCCUGGAGAAUAAGGAAAUCCCUCCGCAACCGGUGUUGAGGCUUCUCUUUCGGUACCUUUGUGCACGAGAGGGUUUGGGACUGAUCCCUGGAAGUACAGGUUCGAAAGGAGGACAAGUACCCCCUCCAGUGGUGUCGCGUGGAAGUGGUGGCUCCAAGGCUGCAGCCUCUCAGGCGGUGAAGCGGCCAAGGAAGAGACUGUGGCUGCAUGGGAACCAAGUGCUCGGUUUAUGCCGGAUCGCCAUGCUGAAUCACCAUAGCUCGGAGAUCUUUUCGUUGUCGUGUCAGAUCCUUCAGGUUCUCUGCCUGCGGUUUCCUGACGUGGAGGUGCGCGACAGUGCCAGACUGUAUCUUCGACUAUUGACAGAGGCGGAAGGAUCAAAGCUGCGGAAGAUUCUGAGUUAUGCACAAGAGCUGAAGGACGACUACAAGGGGGUUGCUGGGACGUUUCCCACCCUCCUCCGCGGCAGCUCUAUGCCCAGUGAUCGGGACGAAGGGGCUGCGUCUUCUGAAGUUUUCCUAUCCAGAAUUAGGCUGCCCCUUGUUGCAGAUGCGAUGGGUGCUGUCCAGCAAAGGCCAGAAUUCUUGCCUGCCACUGGAUCGACACUUGGUCACGAUGAACGAACGGAAGGGGACAUGCCCUGGCAAUGGAAUAACGAAGAAGGCUCUCGGCAUCGGCCCGUUGGGUGCUUGGAAAGUCCUCAAGACACGUCAUCUGAUGGUCUCGAUGGUCUCGGCGAUGUUGACGAGGUGGUGGCGUGUUACUUCAGAGGUAUCUGGGGUCCUGGGACCGAAAAGCGGAAGAUCAGGGUGCCGUGUUUGGUAUGGUAUCAAGCAGCUGAUGAGGCAUUUGGGAGGGUGGGAGACCCAAGAACGUUGCUGACGAGGAUCCCUUCUGGAAAUGGAUUUGAUAGUGCCGACGAGUGCGGUGAGCUGGAGAGCGACGAGGAGGUGGCGCAAUGGCCCGUCGUCUACUCGGUUGUUUUCUCCUUCUCCAUGUCGCCUACGUUGUAUGAGCCUAUCGCGCCGAUCCAGGUCCCAUUUCUUCUCAGCCAGCCACCAAGAAGGAAUAAAGAGAUACCGGCCAGUGAUGAUGGCAGUGGCAGCGACCUUGGAGAAGGUAGGUAUCGUCCAGAAGGUGGUGAGGUCAGUAAUUGCGCUCGGGUAGGCGGCACUAAUCGAUCUAGCGAUGGACCCUUAGAGAGGGAGAGUGGAAGAGCUCAAAACUCCUCCGGAAGGUAUCGAAGGAGCAGGUUGAGAAGAGCCAGACCUAACGUCUCAGCAGCAGAGGAGGACGGCGAAGAAGAGGAAGUGGACGAGAAGGAGCGAGGAGGAAGUGUGGAAAAGGAACACGAUGACGACAACGACAAUGAUGCUGCUGAUGCCGAUGCCUAUGCUGGUGGUGACGAUGACUUCGCUGGCGAAGAGCUUGGAGGAGAUGAACAUGCGGAUUUGUGUAGAGUAGGCGUGGAAUUGGUCAUGGUAGAGCUUUGUCCUAUCGAGCCCGUACCCUCGUCUAUGGAUGUGUGUGUCGCAUACACUGGUGAGGCAGGGAGGACAGCAGCAUCCAGACUGAGCAGCAUUCCCGUCGGUAUCGAAGAUCUCUUCCUGCUUCCUCAUGUCCCACGGUGCUUGCCUUCGUCUUCGCUUCCAUCUCGAGAGCAGGAGAAGACGAUCAGUCCGUUGAAAUUCAGGAUUGCCUUGUUUGGGGAACUGUGGAGCGCUUGCCGUGGGGGUAGGGAGGUGAUAAGGGGGGUAGAAUCUCCCGGGGAAGAGGAAGAGCGGAACGGUGGUAAUGCAGAUGCGAUGGGAAACUCUGUUAUCAUUGAAGGAGCGGAGGCUGUUAAGCUUCUCGACAUGUCUGUGGAUAGUGUCCUUGAUGCGCUCGAUGUGCACCUUGCCCCGUUCGUCUUCAGUGUCACAGGAACUGCUCUCGGGGAAAUUCUGAGGGAGAGAGAGAGUCCGCUCUAUCGUUUAGUAGACGAGAUCGAUAGGCUAGGUGUGUUUGGCAAGGGUGACGAGGAUGAUCCUUAUCUUGAUAGGUCUGGCGGCUACGACGACGUCAGCGAUGCGAGUGCGCCUGCUCAUUUUAGCGAAAGAUACGAAAAAACUGCAGGCUGGCAUGCACAGGGAGGGAAGAAACCGCGGAGCAAAGCAGCCGUUGGCACUGCUGGUAACUCGAUGCAGCUUGUGGUUGUUGAGGAUCCUUGGGAGGGGGGAGGGUUGGGCCGGGCGGGGGAGGGAGGGAACGUAAGGUAUGAGGGUGAGUUUCGCAGAAGGGGACGCCAGGCCCCAUGGUUGAAGCUUGGAUCCAUGAAGGUGUUGAUUUUCCUCCCACCGCGGUACCAUUUGCUGCUGUGGAUGGAAGUGUCGACAGAGUCCACCCUUGUGCGCAUGCGAACUGAUUAUCUUCCUUGUUUAGCGCAGAUGGACGAGUACUUGGAAAUACUUGUUUGCCGAAUCACUUAGCUCGUGUUGUUGUGUCUGUACGUGGGAUCAUCUUCACCUGUUUC
Messenger RNA from Chara braunii, 5994 nucleotides. NCBI's taxonomy places the organism in Eukaryota, Viridiplantae, Streptophyta, Charophyceae, Charales, Characeae. The record is from the annotation of a GenBank genome assembly.